Molecule: messenger RNA, 1029 nt
Organism: Cucumis sativus (cucumber)
Lineage: Eukaryota; Viridiplantae; Streptophyta; Magnoliopsida; Cucurbitales; Cucurbitaceae
Exons: 1
Coding region: 203-700 (165 amino acids)
Source: RefSeq, a predicted model, not a curated record
CCAUUAUCAAUCAGUAAUGAAAAAAAAAAAAAAAAACCCUUUUCCUCUCUCUCUCUCUCUCUCUAACCCAUCCCCCAAAAAGCUUUUAUAAAAAGCACUUAACAAAAUCAACUCCAAAAACCCUCAACCACUUUCUUCUCAAAUCCUUUCCAUAAUCCCCAACUACUACUUUGAUUUACAUUAAUCAUCUUCUCUCCUUCUUAUGGCGACCGGAAAAAGCUGUUACGGUCGUCGUUCCAGUUACCGUUUCCUCCCCGGCGACAUCUCCGGCCACCACUCCUUCACUUCCGAUUUCUCAUUUGAACUAAACGAAUCUGACAUUUACAACUCAGGUAGUACGGCGAGAUCUCCUACGCGAAUCGCGAAGAAGAAAGUUUCAUCGAAACGAUCGGUGGAGGUGGGGGGAGGUGGAGGUGGAGGUGGAGCGUCUUCGUUGCCGGUGAAUAUUCCGGAUUGGUCGAAGAUUUUGAAGGAGGAAUAUAGAGAGAAGAGGAGUUUGGAAUACGCGGACGAUAUGGAAGAGGAUGAAGAGGAAGAAGAAGAAAUGAGAGUUCCACCUCACGAGUUCUUGGCAAGGCAAAUGGCGAGGACGAGGAUCGCAUCGUUUUCGGUGCACGAAGGAAUUGGGAGGACGUUGAAGGGGAGAGAUCUGAGUAGGGUAAGAAAUGCAAUUUGGGAAAAAACUGGGUUCGAGGACUGAAAGAAAAUAAUUAUAUAUAUAUAUAUAUUGGAUGAGAUUAAUUAAUUUAACGCAAGUAGUUUUCUUUUUUUCUAUUUUAGGACGUAAAUAUUUGUUGUUAAAAUGAAAAGGAAGGAAUGAUACAUAUAUGUAUGUAUGUAUGUAAUUUCUUCCUUUUCCAAUGUCGUUUUUCUUUCUUUUUAAUUUGUUUUUCAGCUUUGCCAUAUUGGCGUAACGCUGGUUGAAUUUGUGGGGAAUGGAUGGAUGGAUGGAUGAUAUAUUCCACUAUAUUAUUAAAUGAUUGUAAAAUAUUUAAAAUACUAAGCUAAUUAGUAAAUUUUGUUGUGUUA